UAACGCAUCCGCUGGUUUGAUGAGCGAUUGAUUUGAUUGCUCCACCGCCGCCUCCGCUUCUGUGUUUUCUCCGUCCGUCCGUCCGUCCAGUCCAACGCCUCGCAUGUCCCCGGCCCGUCCAGCACCCCUGACCGCUCCCGGGUUUUGUACCGCUCCCGUUGGUUCUUCUUCCUCCUCCUCCUCCUCUUCCUCUUCGCUUGCGAUCGAUCUCCUACGCUCGAUCCAAAAACAAAAAAGAAGAAGGAAAGAAAAAAGGAAACGGCAGCGAGGCAGCAGACGGAGAGCGUGUGGGCUCUUGAUUAUCUUUGGAUUGAUUGAUGAGCCGCGCCCGUUGCCCGAGGCCGCUAGUGGCGAACCCGUGAGCCCGUGACGCCCUGCUCCCUCCCUGCUUCCUUCCUCUGCCCCCGCCUGCUCUGCUUCCCUCGGCUCGGUGCCCUGCUCAUCGCCUUUCCCACCAGGAUCCCAUUUCUUUUCUCUUUUCUCUCCUCCCGCCGGCCGUCCUCCCUUCCCCUCUCCUCAGCCGCAGAGCGUCGGCGGCCUCCAAGCGCUGGCUGGUGGUGUCUUUCUAGGCAAGAAACAAUCCCUCGGUUUCCACGCACGCUUUGGUGGACUUUACCCUUUCCUCUGCUUCCCUCCCCCCUGGUUUUCUGCCUGGCUGCGGAGGGUUUGGUGGGGGUUUGGGGGGCCUUUCCUGGCUGGCGGCGCAUCUAUGCAGCGAUUUCCUCCUCCCCCUCCUGCCAUUUCGGGUCCAGAUUGAUUCAUCCCCGCCCGGAUUUCGGUCAAUCAGAUCGCUCGCCACCCGUCUUCUCCCGUCCUCGGGGCCGGAAAUUUCCCCCCUUUCUCUCUAGGGGGCUCCGCCCCGCCCGCCCGCGCUCCGAUCGAUGGCGUCGUCCUGCAUCCCGACGGGCAUCCGGCUGCCGGACCUGGACAUGGUCAAGGCGGCGGCGGCGGCCGGGGCCGGGGUGGGGCCGCCGGGCGCGGGGCCGCUGCGGCCGGCGCACUCCUCGGCGUCCUCGGCGCUCUCCGACGCCUCCAACUCCUCCUCGGCCUCCUCGCUCUCGCUCAAGCGGGCGCGCACGCCGCGGAAGCGCCUCAACCAGACCUACAACGAGGCGGCCGCGCUGCUCGCCUCCAUGUACCCCUCCGUCUUCCCCGCCGGGGACAGGGCGCCGCCGUCGCCGAGGCUCCUCGGCCUCGCCUCCGCGCUCGCCGACGACCCCUCCCGCGCCGACCUCCUCCCGCCCUUCCCCGUCCUCGGCAACGCCGCCUGCCUCCUCCGCGACGCCGCGCCGAUGCAGUCGCCCACGCCGCGGAGCCCCGUGCUCGCCAGGGCCUGCCCGUCGCCGGCGGCCGUCAGCAGCGCCUUCACCGAGUUCCGCGACUCCGCGCCGUCCCCGGGGACCCCCGACGGCGCCGCCGGCGCGGACGGGCCCGGGGAGCUCGACUUUGAGGAUGAUGACGACAGCUUCGACGCAGACUCCUUCCUCCUCGGCGGCGCCGAUGAGGGCGCGGCGGCCGAGGGGAUCGACGGCAUCAUGGGCAAACUCAGUAUGGAAAACGGCAGCGAUGCUUCGACUAUCAACCGCGUCCUCUCCAGCUCCGGCAUAGACCCCUACAUCAGAAACCUCAUGGUGCUCGGGCUCGGGUUCCGGCGCUCACGGUCUAACAUCAAGCAGGCACUGAAGCGGCAGGACGAUGACAGCGAAUGGUGGAUGUGCCCUGCCAUCCCAUUGAAGGACAUUAUGCCAGUGCCUCCUCCAUCAAUGGCGCCGCCGCCGCCCCCGGUGGAGAAGAAAAAGAAGAAGACUAAGAAGAAGGCGUUGAAGGACAUAGCUGCCGGACCAUGCAUUACAUGUCUUAAGGAGGAAAUUCCUGACCCUGCUUAUGGGGAUGAUGGGAUUUUUGGACUGAAGGCGCCCAAGACAGGGUUGGGCCUGAGCCUCAACACCGAGGAGGUGCUCAAGGCGUGGUAUGACAGAGGCUCUGUGUUCGCUGACGGCAACAUACCUGAUGCGUCAUCCGCUGACUGGCUGGCUAAACUUUCAGAUAUUGAACUGUUUCUAGAGAAUGGUGCUGCCGGUGCUAUCAGGGAAGGCAGCGUACAGAAAUUGAAGCACAAGCAGAAGCAGUGCACGCCCCUCCUCUCAAAUAAGACUCGGUACCAAGCACGGAAGGUGCACGCCGAGUCUCGCCCUCGGGUCAAGGGGAGGUUUGUCAGCCAGGCGGCUCUUCUGCAGAAAGCCGGCGAGAAAGAGGCCUAGGGGAGGACAAUCUUGCUUGCUCCCAUGAACAUUUUGUCUUGGGAUUCAAUUUCACUCCCCGUAGAAGUGAAGCAGAUGACGGCUUCUUGUCUUUUUUCUUUUCUGCACUUCUGUGAUCAUGUAGAGAGGGUUAGGGGUUGCCUGUAGAGUAGCUUCUGAGGCUGCUGGUUAGUUUCCUAGUUCAGAUGCUGCUGAGGCAAAGAAGGCCGUAAGCCAAAAAACAUGGUAACAAUGGUACAGUGUCGUGGCAAUGACCAAAGUUCUUCUGCUA
Molecule: messenger RNA, 2532 nt
Organism: Hordeum vulgare subsp. vulgare (domesticated barley)
Lineage: Eukaryota; Viridiplantae; Streptophyta; Magnoliopsida; Poales; Poaceae
Product: protein CHLOROPLAST IMPORT APPARATUS 2-like
Exons: 3
Coding region: 882-2261 (459 amino acids)
Biological process (GO): regulation of DNA-templated transcription
Cellular component (GO): nucleus
Molecular function (GO): protein binding
Source: RefSeq, a predicted model, not a curated record